This is a messenger RNA of Rosa chinensis, 457 nucleotides long. RefSeq lists its product as uncharacterized. Bases 68 to 262 code for a protein of 64 amino acids. NCBI's taxonomy places the organism in Eukaryota, Viridiplantae, Streptophyta, Magnoliopsida, Rosales, Rosaceae. The record is from RefSeq and is a predicted model, not a curated record. The transcript has 2 exons.
GUGUGCCUGUGUUACCUGAAAAACCCAAGAGAAAUUGGGAGCAGAGAAAGAAGAAGAGCAGCUCAAGAUGGUGAAGGUCGCAACCUACUUCGCUAUGACUUUGGGAGCUUUCGUUUUCUGGCAAACCAUGGACAAAGUCCACGUCUGGAUCGCUCUGCAUCAGGACGAAAAGCAAGAAAGACUGGAAAGGGAAAUGGAAGUUAAGAGGUAUAGAGAAGAGCUACUUCAGGAGCAAGCCAGACAAAGGAAGGCCGAAGCAUGAGCUACUUUCAAUUGUCUUGUACCCUGUUUUCCCUUUGUUUUCCUCUAAUUGCUCUUCUGUUGGGGUAUUUUUCUUUUCAACAAUAUGAUUGUUCUGGAAUAAUUUUACUUUGGCAUUCACUGAAGAAGCUAAGUUUAUGACUUUGUAUAAGAUUUUCAAAAAUAUUAUAUUAUGCUAUUCAAUGUUUUAGCAACA